Molecule: messenger RNA, 1384 nt
Organism: Pseudopipra pipra
Lineage: Eukaryota; Metazoa; Chordata; Aves; Passeriformes; Pipridae
Product: ubiquitin carboxyl-terminal hydrolase 42-like
Exons: 12
Coding region: 209-1384 (391 amino acids)
Biological process (GO): protein deubiquitination; regulation of apoptotic process
Cellular component (GO): nucleus; cytosol
Molecular function (GO): cysteine-type deubiquitinase activity
Source: RefSeq, a predicted model, not a curated record
GGCGUGAGCUGCAGCUCAGCAGCAGUUACGAGCACCACUGAAAGACUUGGUGGGGGAUGCCGUUCUGCGUUUAUUUAGAGUUUUGAUACUUUCGGUGAGCUACAGUAAUUUCUUUGCAACUAGGUGACGGGAUUGGUGCUGUUCUCUUUCUGGAGAGAAAGACAUCCUUGGUCAUCUAAAGCAUUGCACUCUCCUCCUGAGAGAGGCAAUGGCCACAGCGGGGAACGACUCCUUCAUUGCCGAGGGAAUGACUCCGCCACAAAGGAUCCUCUUUCCCCCGGAGAAGAUUUGCAUGGUCUGGCAGCAAAGACAGAGUGCUGGAGCAGGACUCCUCAAUGUGGGCAACACCUGCUUCCUUAAUGCUGUCCUGCAAUGCCUGACAUACACCCCGCCGCUGGCCAACUAUCUGCUCUCCCGGGAGCACAGCCAGGCCUGUCGCCAACAAGGCUUCUGCAUGAUGUGCAUCAUGGAAGCGCAUGUUAACAAGGUCCUGCGUUCAGUCAGUGCCAUCCUGCCUUUGGCUGUUCUCAGGGCUUUCAGAUUCAUAGGAGAACAUUUUCAGCUUGGCAGGGAGGAAGAUGCCCAUGACUUCUUAUGCUGUACUGUCAAUGCCAUGCAGAGAGUUUGUCUGAGUGCAAGCAACAACUUGGACAUAUCAUCUCAAUCUACUACCAUUGUCCAUCAAAUAUUUGGAGGCUUUCUGAGAUCCAGAGUCAUCUGCUUCAGCUGCAAAGCCAUUUCUGAUUCCUAUGAGGCCUUCCUGGAUGUCCCCUUGGAUAUCAAAGCAGCCUCAUCCCUCACUGCAGCUCUGGAGGACUUUGUAACACCGGAGCACCUGGAUGGGGAAAACUGCUUUAAAUGUAGCAAGUGUGAGAAGAAUGUUGCCGCCACUAAGAGGUUCACUGUCCACUGUGCACCCAAGGUUCUCACUGUGUGCCUGAAGAGGUUUGACUGCUUCACUGGUGGCAAGAUCAGCAAGGUUGUAGAGUAUCCGGAGUACUUGGAUCUUCGCCCAUACAUGUCUCAGGCAGAUGGAGAAGCACUCCUCUACUCCUUAUAUGCUGUCCUGGUGCACAGUGGUGUCAGCUGUCAUGGAGGACACUAUUUCUGCUACACAAAGGCCAGCAAUGGAUUGUGGUACCGGAUGGACGAUGAAUCUGUGCAGCUGUGUUCCAUUGACACAGUUCUCAGGCAGCAAGCCUACCUGCUGUUCUAUGCCAGAUGCUCUGAUCUGAGAAUUGGAGAAAGGGCUUCUUCCUCACUGGCACCAUCACAUGCCCCUUCCUUCCUCAGUCAGUGUGUGGCCAGCAGCAAGCAGGCGGGCUCUGUUGGACCACAGGCUCUGACUGAGAAAGAGGGAGAGAACAAGUCCUCCACGUUAUGA